Molecule: messenger RNA, 7684 nt
Organism: Labrus bergylta (ballan wrasse)
Lineage: Eukaryota; Metazoa; Chordata; Actinopteri; Labriformes; Labridae
Gene: spg11
Product: SPG11 vesicle trafficking associated, spatacsin
Biological process (GO): synaptic vesicle transport; axo-dendritic transport; chemical synaptic transmission
Cellular component (GO): cytoplasm; dendrite; axon
Source: RefSeq, a predicted model, not a curated record
GGGCAUGUGACCACCUGGUGUCAGCUGCUGUUGACAUGACAGUUCCUGCUCUGCUGUCUUUGUACUCUUUAUUUUGAUGAGUGAAAUUGAAUGUUUUGAUAUUAAAUGUCUCCUUAGCGAGCUGUGUAACCCUCCGCUGGAUUAAAUAGUCCUCAGUCUAACGCGUAAAGAUGUUGGAGGCGGCUCCUCGGAUGGAGAAGGACUCCAUAGAGGUGUGUGUGAUCCCGGAGAACCAGCACUGUGGAAAGGUCGCGGACGUCCUCAAAGCCGAGCUGGCUCCUGGGGGCUCCCUGCUCGGGUGUCUGGAGGUCCAGGGCCGGCUAGUGGUGUGGGACCCGGCCGACAGAGAGGCCCCUCCGGCCGCAGUGGACGGCUGCUACACGGACUUCGUCUGGGAGGAGGUGGUUGUCCACGGGCGUGGCGUCAGCAGCUUCAGACUGCUGAGUGUCGGGUCUCAGUUUGAUCUGAAGCUUCUGGAGGCGGAAGCAGAACGAUCGACCUCGGUCUCUCUGCUCUGUGUGUGUGAAUGUCCUGCAGACCGCCUGCUGCAGACCGCCAGAGAGCACGACCACGGUGUGUGUGAGCUGCAGUCGGUGCAGAUUUUGUCGUUUGCUGCGGGUCGCUGCUGCCUGCUGCUGAACUCUGAUUGGCUGCUGCAGCUGCAGUGUCAUCAGACGGAGGAGGAGCUGCAGACGUUAUCCUGCUGCAGAAUCCAGACAGACAGAGACGGACCCACAGCUGUCCAUCACUGUGUCUGCAGAGAAACCCUGUUCAUCCUGAGCAGCACGGGAAUCAUAUCUGUGUGUGACCUCACCGAUGGCCGCCUGCUGGCCACCGUCGACCUCCCGGCUUACCUGAGCUCUGGCGCUGCAGAGGACGACCUCAUCUCCUCCUUCUCCUCGCUCUCCUCCUCUUCAUGCUUCUGCCUACUCCAGGUGUCAGCUGAUCUCAGCACAGCUGUAGCCGUCACUCAGACUCACACGGCCGUCGCCGUUGACCUCGGCCACUACUUCAGGAUGUAUCCGGACCACCUACUGUGUCCUGCCCCCCUCUCUCGCCCUCCUCUCAGGCCCCAGCACCCCUGGGACCAGGACAGCUUGUCGAGCUCCGACUGCAGCCUCUCCGCCCUCGGAUCAGACUUCAGUGCUGACCGCUCCUGGGAGGCUCGUCUGGCCUCCAUGCACAGCAGAGCCCAGCAGGUAGUAGCUCCCUCUCCCUCCUCCUCCCCCCUCCACCCUGUUGGCAGCUCCUGGUCCUCCUCCCUCCCCCACCUGAAGUCCCACCCGGCUCCGUCCUCGGGCCACAGCAGAGCGCCUCCUGGUGGGAUUACGGCCGAUUUAUCCGUCGCCGAGUCGUCCUCUCCGUCUCUGCUGACCGUGACAGAGUUCUCUGCCCAGCUGACCUUCGUCUCACCUGGGAACAGACAGACCACAGUGGUCUUAUGGGAUUUAGAGUCCAGGAGUGUGAGCUACCACAAGGCGGAGGGCGAGGCGGCCCCAAUCGAGCACUGUGGAGAGAGACAGCACAGACUGCUGCUGAAGAAGGCCGGCGUGUUCCUCGUCUUGUUCUCGGUCUCUCAGCAGGAUUUGCUCAGCAGGCUGAUGUUGUUCGGCAGUGCCGCAACUGUGGACGCAGUGUGUCACCUGAACAGCUGGGGGCGCUGCUCCAUCCCCAUCCACGCUCUGCAGGCUGGACUGAAGAACCGUCAGCUGGACACGGUGGAUUUCUACCUGAAGAGUAAAGAAAACAUCCUGAACCCUGCAGCCGAUCAGCCAGCCACCUCCACGCUGAGCCUGACGGACUGUGUGCAGCAGUUGUGUCCCGCGUUGGACCUCCUGUGUUCAGCCGUCAGAGAUUCAAACAGCGAAGCUCAGAGCAGACAGUUCUCUGAACAGCUGCUCAACAUCACAUUGAGCUUCGUCAACACACAGAUCCGCUCUGUCCUGUCUAACACACACUACGAGGACGCCGGCGUGCAGAGCUGCGUGGACAUUCUGGAUCGUUAUGUCACAGAACUGAGGGGCUACAUGAAGAGAUUCCCGUGGCCUGCAGGGGGUGACACCUCCAGUACCCACUCCGCUGAUCCGGCUCAGGAGGAGGCACCGAGAGACGAAUGGGAGCUGCUGUCCACAGAGGAAGUGGUCCGUGAGUCCAUCCUGACCAAUCAGAUCCCCCGAGCCCAGGUCGCCUUGCGGAGGCACGGCCGUCCGGAGCAGCGUCUGUCAGCUCUGAAGAUGGAGGGUCUACGUCAGGUGUUCUCCUGCCUGCAGCACCAAGACCUGCAGACCGCCAACACACUGCUCACCAACAUGGGUUUCAGUGUGAAGAAGCAGCUGCACAGUAUCUGUCUCUACACCGACGACAAGCACCUCCGAGAGUUUGUGGUGGAGGAGCUGUCAGGGCGGAGUUAUUUUCCAGCAGAGGAGAUGCAGAGUGUGGAGUUCAUAAGAGAGAUGGAGAAGUUGGGUCACUGCCUGCAACCCGCUGCUCUGCAAAAAACACAACAAACAGGGCAGUUCAGAUGGUGUGUAGGGGGGGCAGGCAGAGGUGAGGAGGUCCUGAAGGAGCUGGUGAGACAGAGGAGGUCUGAGGAGGAGGGGGGGCUCUGGAGGAACCUCAGACUGGACUGGGUGAGAAACUGGGACCAGAGCUGUCAGACCGCCGUCCUCCUGUCCAGACUGAAACACCAAGAGCUGCCUUCCUGUGAGUCAGCCGUGUUGUGGCGUUACCUGACCGCCCUCCACGACCAGCGCCGGGUGGUCGACUGGAUCCAGAACAGCAGCUCCUCCAGCGCCUCCCAGUGGCCGGAGAUAACCCCGGAACUGGUUAAUAAUAACACGGUGUGCAGCUCGUACAUGAGGGAGAACAUCCUGGACCUGCUGGCCAGGAGAGCUCUGUUCAUCCCGGAUGAGCUGUCUGAUCUGGAGCUUCUGCUGUGGAGGCUGGCUCAGGGGGGGGGCGUGAUGUCCGCCUCUCCCCCCAUCCCUCACCACCGCUCCCCCCUCGGCCUGGACCUGCACAGCCUCUUCAUCACCUUCUGCCUGGAGCACGGCCUGCAGUACUUGCUCUAUUCCUACCUGGAGCACUACAGGUUGACGCCCAGAAACUGCCCCCUGUUGACCAAUCAGAGCCUCUCUGGGAGUCAGCCGUGGUUUGAGAUGCUCGUGAAGAUCCAGGAGAUCACCAGAGAUCUGUCAGAUCCAGGUUUGGUGUUUCAGGCAUCUCUAACCAGUGCUCAGGUUCUGUUACCGGGCAGCCAGGCGUCUCUGAGCAGUCUGCUGUUAGAGGGACACAGUCUGCUCGCUCUGGCUGCCGUCAUGUUUGCACCUGGAGGAAUCGACCAGGUGGUUGUUCAGGGUGAAAGGUUGGGCAGAUCAGAGAGGACUGUUGACCCUCAGCUCCUGAAGAUGGCGCUGGCCCCUCAUCCCAAACUCAGAGCCGCCCUGUUCCCUGCCGGGCCCCGAGGAAACAGCCCGUCCUCUGACAUCUCCGUCUACCACCUGCUGCAGUCGCUCCAUCCUCUGGACCCAUCCAGGCUGUUCGGCUGGCAGGCAGCGAACACGCUCAACUCCACAGACACGACAGAGCUGCCUCAUUUCUCCAGCCCUCACCUGGUCAACAGGUACGCUCUGGUGGAGAAUCUCGACUUCCUGUAUUACCUGCGUCAUGGCCGACCGUCCUUUGCGUACGCCACCUUCCUCGUGCAGCAGCUGAGCGGCUGCUGUGACGUCAAGCUUCUGCUGAAGCAGGUGUGGCUGCAGGUGUACCAGUUGGCCCUGCAGUGUUUCGAUGUCCCGUCUGUGGCGUCUGCGUGCGUUUGUUUCUGUGAGCUGCUGGGAGUCUGCAGCCUCACGAUGAGGGUCGACAUCAGAGCCAUGAACGCCAUCCUGCAGCACUGGAACCAAUGCAACACACACUGUGCUGCCACGCAGCAGCUACACACUCUGGGUGGUAAGAUGGCGGAGGCGGAGCCUGAAGCCGCAGACGAGCUGAUUGGCUGCCUGGAGGCUGCAGUGACUCACAUUCUGGAGCAGAAAAGCGUCGUCAGGUCAUCCUACGAGGCGGCUCAGGAGUGGGCGUUACCCGUUCAGUUCUGUCAGCUCCACAGUCUGAAGCUCAGCUCGGUUUACCCCUCCCACUGCGCUGCUGACGGACAGUUCAUCCACUUCCUGUUGUUUGUUCAGCUUCACAACUUCCCGCCUGAACAGGUGAGGUCAUUAGCAUCUGAGUUCGGCCCUGCCCUCCAGGCCCACCUGAGUCUGGCCUUUCAGGACCUGCAGGUGUACAGUCAGAGGAGGAGUGAGGGCUCUCAGGACCAGCUGACGGGGUUUGUGAGCGCAGAGAGGGCAUCUGGGAGCUCGGAGCACCCCAGGGAGCUGUUCCAGGUCCUCCUGCAGAGCCAGGAGGAGGAGGCGCCCUACAGGUACCUGCUGCAGGAGGCGCUGGUGCAACGCUGUCCGACACUGGCUGUACUUGCUGCAUGUCAACAGGAGGCCGGGCUGCUGCCAUGCAUGUGCGUGUGGGUGCUGACAUCGGUCGAUGAUGCCACAGCUGAUGAAGCCACCUCCCACCUGGACGAAGCCCCGCAGCACCAUGAGUGGACCCUGCAUGACCUGUCAAUCAUCUGGAGGACUCUGCUGGGGCGGGGCCACGUCAGGCCCCUCCUACGGGGCUUCCAGCUCUUCCAGAGGGACUGUCCUCUGGUGUUGGUGCUGAUGAUGUUUGAGUUGUGUUAUGACUACAGAAACUUCUCUGAGGCCAAAGCCAAACUGCUGGACUUCCAGAGGACCCUCAUCGCUCUCAGAAACGCCGGCCCAGCGACCUCUGGUGAACUCCCGCUGCAGUGGGUGGAAAGUCAGGCCUCGGUGCUGCUCCUCACCAUGCUGCAGCACUGCUCCUCCCAGUACGACCUCCACAGGCUGCUGCAGCUCCUCGCCGACGUCGACAAACUCCUCAAAUCCAAUGGUCCAGACUUCAGGAAGCUGAGUCAGCUGAGUCAGCUCCUUCAGGGCUCAGAGGUCAGCGUGUCUCUGCGGCUGCUGCAGUGCAGUUCUCCUUCCGUCCAGCAGGAGGAGUUCCAGGCUGCAGUGGAUGCUCUGCAGGCCAGGGGGCGCUACAGCCAGGCCCGUCAGGUCGCCCUGCUAGCCGGACUGGCCGUCCACCGCCUGCUGCUCAGCCAGCUCCUCCAGGAGGUGAGCUCCCAGAAGUCCAAGCGGCAGUGGAGACGUUUGGACACUCGAGUCAGUUUCUGGAGGAGAUGUAACGAUCAGCUGAAGGCGGACAGCACUGAUCCUGAAUCAGCCUCUCAGUUCUUCCUGUCUCAGGCGGAAACUGACCCUGCAGACUCGUCCGAGGCUCAGAGCGAGCUGCUGGACGUCCAGGAGCGCUGCCUGCUGCUCUGCCUCGCCGCGCACUGGCUCUCUCUGCUCCGCCCACUUCCUGUGGACAGACUGAAGGCUCUGGAGAAGAAGCUGUGGGUGAGCCAGGUCAGACGACGCGUCCUCUCCGUCACCAUCGAGAAGGAGAGCGUCUUCAACCUGCCGCCGCCCGCCAUCACGCCUGAAAUGAACACGUACGUGGUGCUCAUGAAGGAGAUCUCCUUCUCCAACAUCUCAGGUCUGAACACGGAGGAGUGUCUGAGCGUGGACGGACUCCCUGGACCUCCUGACGAGCAGGAGGAGCUGAACGUCGACCAGGCGCUGAGUCCAGAGGAGAGGAAGGUUCUGGCUGCUCUGAUUGGUCAGUUAUUAGAUGAAGGAAGUAUCCAUGAAGCCAGCCGGGUCUGCCGCUACUUCUCCCUGCAUCACCCGGACAUGUGGGUGGUGCUGCGCUGCCGGGGUCUAGCCUCGGGAGAACCGAACCCUGAAGCACCAGAGGAGGCGUCGGAGGCUCCGCCCAAGAAGAGCAUCACCAGCUCUGCCUCCAUCAACAGCCUCUCCUCCUUUGUCGUGGUCCCACUCCCCGAGGACGAGGUGGUCGUCCAGCUCCAGAAGCUCGUUGAUCAGUGUCGACAUGGAAAACACUACUGUAAACAAGUCCUCAACCUCUACCAGCUGUCCAAGGAGCUGCAGUGCUCGUUCGGUCAGAUCUGUGGGGAAGAACCUCGCUCGGUGCUGGAGAAGCUGCUGCUUUCGGAGCAGCCCGAGCGUUUCAGGAAGGCUCAGGCCUUCAUCAGAGCUCAGGGUCUGUCUGCGUACUCUGUGGCCCAGCUCGUCUCCUCCGCUGUGGUGCAGGCGCUGCUGGCCUCCACGCAGGAGCUGCAGCCAGCAGAGAGGCAGGUUUUCCGGCCCGCAGAGGGGCGGGACUCUCUGGUCCAGCUCAUCAAACUGUGUGAAGAUCCAAACCUGGUGGGGCUCAAACUGCUGGAGAACCUCAACAGUGUUCCUCUGAGAGACUUCAACUGCAUCGUGGAGCUGCUGAUCGUGGCUCACGACUGUUUCAGUCUCACCUGUAACAUGGAGGGGAUCGUCAGAGUUCUGCAAGCUGCCCGUCACCUCAGCCACACCCACCUCUCCCCCGGGGAGCACUACAGCCUGCUGGUGCGUCUGCUGACAGGUAUCGGCAGGUACAAUGAAAUGACUUACAUCUUCGACCUGCUGCAUCAGAACCAUCGCUUCGAGAUGCUGCUGAGAAAGAAAGUGGACACGGACAGAGGACAGAGCUCCAGCCUGAAGACAGCUCUGCUGGAUUACAUAAAGCGCUGCCUCCCUGCGGACAGCGAGAAGCACAACAUGGUGGCGCUGUGUUUCAGCAUGAGGAGGGAGAUUGGAGAGAACCACGAGAUGGCGGCUAGAACGCAGCUCAAGAUCAUCGAGUCUCAGCCCUGGGUCGUGACUCCGGACCUGAAGAGCUCGCUGGUCAAAGUGUUGGGUCUGCUGAAGGACGCUGCAGAGAGCUUCUCCAAGGACUCGUGUGUGCGUCAGGCCGCUCGUUGUGUUCGCACAGCUAAGCUCGUCGCUCUUCAGCUGCACUUCCUGAACCGUGGGUUAGACGUGCGUGUCGUCAACCUGUGCCCUGCAGAGAUGCUGAACGCCGUCAUGGCUCUGCCCCGAUGCUACCAGGUGUUUGUGGUGUCCGAGGCGUACAGCUACAGUCCGGACUGGGCAGAGAUUCUGUACCAGAAGGUGAUCCUGAAAGGAGACUUUGUUUACCUGGAGGAGCUCAAACGCCACCGACCUCUGACCUCCAGCCUCUUUGAAGACAUUUUCAAAAAGCUGGACGCUGCUCCCAGUAACUCCACCGUCAACGUGAAGCGCCUGCUGACGCACUGUGACGACGUGUACAGCCGCUACCGACUGGCCUAUCAGCAGAAUCUGUUUGAUGUCACCAAAACGCUGCUGCAGGACGCCAAGACGUCCAGCUACCUGAACGACAGGCUGGCCAGCUGAUCGACUGCUUUAGUGACCGACUGACCUGCUGUACGUUCUUUGGAUGGACCGAUCUCGUCAUGGGGAUGAAAGAAACUAAAACUGAUAUGUACAAAACUUGUUUAUAAAAAAUAUGUGAGAAAAACUUUGUCUGUCGUCACCUCUCCUUAGAGCAGAAGAAUUCAAAUCAAGUAGAAUGAGUUUAUUCUAACAAGUUGCUUUAGAAGAAUUGUUUUCUAUGAAUUAAGGACAAAAUGUUACCAUGGUGAUAUCAUGACCCUGUAAAAAAAAAAAAGUUAUUAAAGACACUUUCUGAA